UGGAAGGUUCAUUUCCCAUUACUAUUAGCAUUUUUCAUGUUCUUGGCCACAGGAAUUGAUUUUUGGAAAUAGUAUUGGAUCCAGGAAUUUAUUCAGUGUCCUUAUUGACUCACAUUAUCAAAGUGACAGAACCAAGCAAUUGCUACUAACAACACAAUGUUACAGAAACAAUUAAUUAUUAUCUAACAUGGAUGAGAGUUGAAUCCAGCUUAGAGAUACAGUCUUGUGAUAUUGGAUGUUUCUGGCAGACAAGUUUUCAUACUGCACAUUGUGCUUUCCCCAGAAUUUCUGUUUACUUCUCUUUUUUUUGCUCUAUUCUGACAAGGAGCAAGUUUGAUGUGUACAUGACACUGCAGCAAUGAGGCUGUAAUUGUGUAUUGUGGGACAGGAGUACCACAUCACUAAGCUUGUUCUUCUGUGCAUUACCAACUGAUUCGGAGAAAAAAAAAUUUAUUAAAUACUUUAUUGGAAUUUGGGAAAUUUUGAUCUAUUUGUCUUUCCUGUGAAAUUUUAAGUAGUGACAUCAUGGGGAAUAAAAUUAGGAAAUUACUUCUUGGUCGAAGUACAGAGGAGGAUGAAGUAACGGGGAAGGAAGGAACGUACACAGAAAAACGGGAAGAUGAGAUACAAAAUACAGGACCUAGUAAAACUGAAUCAGAUCAACAGAUAGAAAAGGGGUCUGAGAAAAUGUCUGAUUAUUCUGAGUCUAAGACUAAUAAGGAAAGCUCAGUGGCUGAACUCACAGAAUCACAUCCACAAGGAAAAACUGAAGCAAAACCUUUGGGCAAGGGACAGGAACAGAAGACAAAGAGUAAAUCAGCCACCCCUCCCAGUGAUGAUGUCGCUGAUGAGAUUGCCAGUACUCCGUUCCCUCUUAAGAACAUUGUCAGGAACAGAAGAGGGGCUGUCAGUGCAGAAGUCUACAAGGAAGAAGAUGCAGCACAGUAUGUCAAAAAGGUUGUGCCAAAAGAUUACAAGACAAUGGCAGCUCUCUCAAAAGCAAUCUCCAAAAACGUUCUGUUCUCACAUUUAGAUGAUAAUGAAAGAAGUGAUAUUUUUGAUGCCAUGUUUCCUGUCCAUCGUCAUGCAGGGGAGAUCAUCAUCCAACAAGGUGAUGAAGGAGAUAAUUUCUAUGUGAUAGACCAGGGAGAAGUUGAUGUUUUUGUGAAUGAUGAACAUGUGACAACCAUUGGGGAGGGAGGCAGUUUCGGAGAGCUGGCUCUUAUUUAUGGAACACCUAGAGCAGCUACAGUCAAGGCUAAGGGAGACGUGAAGCUAUGGGGCAUUGAUAGGGACAGCUAUAGAAGAAUUUUAAUGGGUAGCACAAUUAGGAAGAGGAAAAUGUAUGAAGAAUUUUUAGGAAAAGUUUCGAUUUUAGACAAUUUAGACAAGUGGGAGAGAUUGACGGUAGCAGACUCUUUAGAGCCGGUACAGUUUGAGGACGGGGAGGAGAUUGUCAGGCAGGGGGAACCAGGAGACGAUUUCUUUAUUAUCACAGAGGGCACUGCUGCAGUAUUACAGAGGCGGUCAGAAAACGAUGAACCCGUGGAGGUGGGGCGCCUUGGGGUUUCUGAUUACUUUGGUGAGAUUGCCCUGCUCUUGGACAGACCUCGUGCAGCAACAGUCGUGGCCCGAGGUCCAUUAAAAUGUGUCAAGCUGGAUAGAGCUCGAUUUGAAAGGGUCUUAGGACCAUGUUCUGAUAUUCUUAAGAGAAACAUUGCACAAUACAACAGUUUUGUGUCCCUGUCAGUGUGAUUAACCAAAGAUUGAACAAUUCUAUCAAUUAUUUUUAUGUAUGGUGGGUAAGUUUUUGCUCAUUGCCAUAGUUUUGUUAAAAAAUCAUGUUGUGUUUAAAAAAGGUCUGGCAAGCUGCAAUAAUUUUCUGUCUAUCAAACGGAGCUCUUCCUUAUUUACUUGCUUUAUACAUUGAGUUUCUUCUGUAAAAAAUUUGUAUCAGUUCAGGAUAUUUAAAAAUACUCAGUCACAACAACCAUAAACUUUGACAUGCUAGAAAGUAUUAUUAGCAUUACUUUAAACAGUAUUGAAUCACAAAACUGAAAGGAAUGUAUCAGUAAAUUAAGUGUGAAAUAUACCUUAAUAAUGGGUAUGAUAUUGAGCCUAGUGGCUAUGUUAAAAGAACUUGCCAGAGAUAAAAACUAUUGUUUGAUAUUUUAUUCCUUUGUUAGGAAGUAUCUCAUGAAUUUUUGAAUAAAUAGAUUUAAAAAUCAUCA
Messenger RNA from Saccostrea echinata, 2231 nucleotides. RefSeq names its product cAMP-dependent protein kinase regulatory subunit. The transcript has 11 exons. Gene Ontology annotation, molecular function: cAMP-dependent protein kinase regulator activity. Bases 526 to 1755 code for a protein of 409 amino acids. The record is from RefSeq and is a predicted model, not a curated record. Gene Ontology annotation, cellular component: cAMP-dependent protein kinase complex. Gene Ontology annotation, biological process: regulation of protein phosphorylation. Lineage: Eukaryota; Metazoa; Mollusca; Bivalvia; Ostreida; Ostreidae.